Striga hermonthica is the source of this 1524-nucleotide messenger RNA. NCBI's taxonomy places the organism in Eukaryota, Viridiplantae, Streptophyta, Magnoliopsida, Lamiales, Orobanchaceae. The record is from the annotation of a GenBank genome assembly.
AUGGGCAGCGGCAAGCAGCGAUGGAAAAUCUACUUCCACAAGUCGCCGUCGUCCUUGAUGCUCCACAAGAAGCCGGCCCAGAACCCGAAUCAACGCCCCGAACAGAUUCCGGCCGAGUUUCUGUGCCCCAUUUCGGGCUCGAUCAUGGCGGACCCCGUCAUAGUCUCCUCCGGCCACACCUUCGAGCGGAGCUGCGUCCGCGCCUGUGUUGCUCUCUCAUUCAGCCCCACUCUCCCCGACGGCGCCGUCUCGGAUUUCUCCACCGUCAUCCCCAACCUCGCUCUCAGGUCCGCCAUCCUCAACUGGUGCCGGGACCAUUUCGUCGCCCCUCCGGAGCCCAUGGAUCUCUGCUCCGCCGAGAAAAUUGUGCGCCGCUUGGUCUCCAAUCUUCCCGGGCGGGAGCUGAGUCAGCUGACCCGAACGCCGAGUGAGAUUUCCGUCACCAGCUCGGAAGAAUCCGUCACGCCGCGAAGCGGUUUCGUCGCUACUACCCCUCUUCCGUUGACGACUCGGCCUUCGUGCUACUCUUCAUCCUCCUCCUGCGACAUCGAGAUCUCGAGUCCGAAUUUCACAGAGGAGGAAGAUAUAUUCGUGAAGCUGAGGAGCUCGCAGAUACACGAGCAGGAGGAGGCGCUUUCCACACUCCGGAAACUGACCCGAACCCGAGAAGAGACCCGGAUCCAUCUCUGCACCCCGCGGCUGCUCGCGGCCCUUAAAUCCCUAAUUUGCUCCCGAUAUUCAUCCCUGCAGGUCAAUUCCGUGGCGGCACUGGUGAACCUUUCCCUAGAGAAACACAACAAGGUGAAGAUCGUGCGGUCAGGAAUCGUUCCCCUCCUGAUCGACGUUCUCAGGGGCGGAUUCCCUGAGUCGCGGGACCAUGCAGCCGGCGCUCUUUUCAGCCUCUCCCUCGACAACCAGAACAAAACCGCCAUAGGUGUUCUCGGGGCAUUACCUCCACUCCUCCACGCUCUGCGCUCAGAAUCCGAGCGGACUCGGCACGACUCUUCCCUGGCUCUGUACCAUCUCUCUUUUGUGCAGAGUAACCGGGCCAAGAUGAUCAAACUUGGAGCUGUGCAGAUUUUAUUAACCAUGGUCAAAUCGGGUCACAUGCUCAGCCGGGUCAUGUUAAUUCUCUGUAACUUGGCUGCAAGCCCCGAGGGGCGAGCAGCCAUGCUCGACGGGGGUGCGGUGGAGUGUUUCGUGAGUUUACUGAGUCAGGGUGAGUUGAACUCGGUGGCUACUCGGGAAAGCUGUUUGGCUGCGAUUUACGGGCUGAGCUAUGGCGGGCUUAGGUUUAAGGGGCUGGCAAAGGAGGCCCGGGCAGAGGAAGUUUUGAGGGAGGAGUUGGAGAAGAAUGCGAACGAGCAAUGUAGAGAGAAGGUGAAGAGAAUAUUGGAGGUUCUAACUGAGAAGCAUGAGGAAGAAGAAGAUGUUAAUUGGGAGGAAUUGCUUAGUUUGAAUGAUGAUGAUUUGAGUAGGACCGACAGUCGGGUCUCUCGGAGGACUGGGUCUAGUUCUGGUUGA